GAAUUCAAUUGAAAAUAUUCAUUCUUCAUGGUAUCGGAGCUCUAAUCUUUCACGGCUUCCCUUCUCCUUCUCCUUCUUGAGUUUCGGCCAAGCCCCCAACCCCCCUCCCUCGUCGGAUUCUUCUUCCCCCGGCAACCAUGGCCGACUCCGCCUCAUCUGGCAAAGUCACCAACAACAACGAAACCUCUUCUCCAAAUAAUUCUCCUCAUCUUGCCUUCACCACCAUCUCCAACAUCAAACUUCAUAUCCUGGUUCAACUCAGUUUCUCAGCACCAAAUUAUAAAAAGUGGAGUCGAUUAUUUCGUCUCUUGAUCCUCCGCUUCAAUCUCAAGGGUUUCAUCGAUGGCACGACCAUAGCCUCCUCCGCAGACGAUGCUGAAUGGUAUCAAUUUGAUGCCUUAAUUCAGGGAUGGAUCCUGUCCACAAUCACUGAUGAAGUCUCCGAUCUUGUGCUUGCCAACAAUCUCUCUGCUCAUGCCCUAUGGAAGGCAAUCUACAAUCUCUUUCACGACAAUAAGCAUGCCCGGGCGAUGCAACUGGAGCAUCGUUUCCGUACAACUGUGAAGGGGCAACUCUCCAUCGAAAAAUAUUGCCGCCUUCUCAAGAACCUCUCCGAGUAUCUUGAUGAUGUGGAUGCUCCUGUCACCGAACAUGCCCUCGUCCUCCAAGUUCUUCAAGGUCUCCCCCACGACAUCCGAGGUCAAGUUCAAUUCCUUCAUUAUCAAAAUCCACUCCCGACGUUCUUGGAGGUUCGGUCCGCAUUACUCCUCGUUGAACAGCAGCAAAACGACUCCGUCUAUGCCGCCGGCGCGCCGUCCACAGCCUUACUCAGCACCGGCGGCGGCGGCAAUUAUGCGGGCAGCGGCCACCGACAGGACCGAGGCAGCGGCUACGGCAGUUCUGGGAGCAGCGGCAGCGGCGGCUUUGGCGGCGGACAUGGCGGCGGCUCCGGCGGACGCGGCAGGAACUUCGGCAGUGGCAGUGGAGGCGGCAACCGCGGCAGAGAUUAUCCUGGUCACAACGGCGUCAAGAAUUGAAGGUCUGGAUUCCCCUUAUUCAAUGUUGGAUGUUAUUGAGGGGACAAAUAAUUAAAUUAGGCAUGGUUAA
Molecule: messenger RNA, 1107 nt
Organism: Cuscuta campestris
Lineage: Eukaryota; Viridiplantae; Streptophyta; Magnoliopsida; Solanales; Convolvulaceae
Source: the annotation of a GenBank genome assembly